CUGCAGGAGGAGCAAAGCUCUGCCGUCCAUUCAAUCAAACGAAGGUUGGUGCUCGCAGACCGCUGCCCCAACCUGCUGCGAUGUCUCGGCCGCCUCCUGGACCCAGGCUGCACCCUGCGCACUGGCCGCUGGGCGCAUCAGGGCUGACCGGGCAGCUGCUGGUGCUGCUGGUGCUGCUGCUGCUGGCGCUGCGGGCCGUGAUCGGGGCCAACUGCCCGUGCCAGGAGCCCAAGCUGUGCCUCCCGAUCAGCCACCAUCCCGACUACGAGGUAUUUGUGUUUGAUGUUGGAAAUAAAGCUUGGAAAUCUUAUGACUGGUCACAAAUUACAACUUUGGCAACUUUUGGAAAAUAUGACCCAGAACUUAUGUGCUAUGCUCAUUUAAAAGGAGCAAGAGUCGUGCUAAAAGGAGAUGUAUCCUUAAAGGAUAUAAUUGAUCCUACUUUUAGAGCAUCUUGGAUAGCUCAAAAACUUGAGUUGGCCAAAGCCCAAUAUAUGGAUGGAAUUAAUAUAGAUAUAGAGCAAGAAGUUAAUUAUUCAUCACCUGAGUAUUAUGCAUUAACUGCUUUAGUUAAAGAAACUACAGAUGCUUUCCACCAGGAAAUUCAAGGAUCACAGGUGACCUUUGAUGUAGCGUGGUCUCCAAAGUGCAUUGACACAAGGUGUUAUAAUUAUACUGGAAUUGCAGAUUCUUGUGACUUUCUCUUUGUGAUGUCUUAUGAUGAACAAAGUCAAAUAUGGUCAGAAUGUAUUGCAGCUGCCAAUGCUCCUUAUAAUAAGACAUUAAGUGGAUAUGAUGACUACAUCAAGAUGGGCAUUAACCCUAAGAAACUUGUUAUGGGUGUCCCAUGGUAUGGUUAUGAUUAUACCUGCCUGAAUCUAUCAAAAGAUCACAUUUGUACCAUUGCAAAAGUCCCUUUCCGAGGGGCACCUUGCAGUGAUGCUGCUGGACGUCAGGUACCUUAUAAAAUGAUUAUGAAGCAAGUAAAUAGUUCUGUUUCUGGAAGCCAGUGGAAUAUAGAACAGCAGGCUCCUUACUAUAAUUAUAAAGAUCAGCUUGGUCAGUUUCAUCAAGUAUGGUAUGAUGAUCCUCAAAGUAUUUCUUUAAAGGCGGCGUACAUAAAGAACCAUGGCUUACGAGGCAUUGGCAUGUGGAAUGCAAACAGUCUUGAUUACUCUGGAGAUGCUACAGCCAAACAGCAAACUGAGGAAAUGUGGGAAGUCUUAAAACCAAAACUGUGACAGAAAUGAUUAUCUUUUGUCAAACUAUUAAAAUUUUAAAAAUUUACAUUUACAAGUAUAGUUCCUUAUUGCUAUAUAUUAAUAUUAGUAUACU
This is a messenger RNA of Suncus etruscus (white-toothed pygmy shrew), 1335 nucleotides long. It is a transcript of the gene CTBS, whose product is annotated as chitobiase. Gene Ontology annotation, molecular function: chitinase activity; chitin binding. Lineage: Eukaryota; Metazoa; Chordata; Mammalia; Eulipotyphla; Soricidae. Gene Ontology annotation, biological process: carbohydrate metabolic process; chitin catabolic process. The record is from RefSeq and is a predicted model, not a curated record. The transcript is spliced from 7 exons. Bases 81 to 1241 code for a protein of 386 amino acids. Gene Ontology annotation, cellular component: extracellular region.